This is a messenger RNA of Episyrphus balteatus (marmalade hoverfly), 946 nucleotides long. RefSeq names its product glutathione S-transferase 1-like. Bases 151 to 822 code for a protein of 223 amino acids. NCBI's taxonomy places the organism in Eukaryota, Metazoa, Arthropoda, Insecta, Diptera, Syrphidae. The record is from RefSeq and is a predicted model, not a curated record. Gene Ontology annotation, biological process: glutathione metabolic process. Gene Ontology annotation, molecular function: glutathione transferase activity. The transcript is spliced from 3 exons.
UACUCGACGAACGACGAUUCACGGAACAGACAAAAAGUCGUUGCGCUCCCCUGAAUCAGUUGAUCGCUGUAGUUCACUUGUGUUCGACGUAGAUUUUCGAUCGUUUGUUUUGAUCUUGUUUUUUAAACACAGGUUUUAUCAGAAACUAAGAUGGGUAAACCAGCUUUGUACUAUGCUACACUUAGCCCUCCAUCAAGAGCUGUAAUGCUUACGGCUGCCGCUAUAGGUGUUGAAUUAGAAUUGCGUCCAAUCAAUUUGCUUAAAGGAGAGCAUCUUACACCAGAGUUCGUCAAAAUGAAUCCCCAACACACCAUUCCUACUUUGGAUGAUGAUGGAGUCAUAAUCUACGACAGUCAUGCAAUCUGUGCAUAUUUGGUUGGCAAAUAUGGCAAAGAAGAUAAUCUGUAUCCAAAAGAUUUGGUUAAACGUGCUAAUGUUGAUGCUCGCUUACACUUGGACUCAGGUCAUUUAUUUGCUCGAUUAAGAAUGCUAUAUGAGCCUAUUUUAUACUACGGAUCAACUGAUUGUUCAAUUGAUAAAAUUGCCUACAUUCAAAAAUGUUGGGAUAUUUUGGAAAAUUUCUUAAAGGAAAGCCCGUAUUUGUGUGGUGAUGAAUUGACUAUUGCUGAUUUGUGCUGUAUUGCAACAAUUACUUCAGUAAAUGAAGUUGCUCCAAUCAAUGAAACCAAAUAUCCAAAACUAACAGCUUGGAUGGAACGAAUUUCAGAGCUACCCUACUAUAAGAGUGUCAAUGAGGAAGGAGCUGAAGAGUUGAAGAAACUCUUUAAAGAAAAAUUAGCCGAAAAUAAAUCGAAGAAAUAAAAAAUAAUAUUAUUGUAUAAUAUUAUGUAUCUAGUUUAUAAUGUUUAAAAACUAUAUAAUUUUUGUAUUUUUUUCUUUUUUUUGUUUUCCUUUUGAAAAUUAUAUAAAAUUAUCACGUAACUUA